Antechinus flavipes (yellow-footed antechinus) is the source of this 819-nucleotide messenger RNA. RefSeq names its product metalloreductase STEAP4-like. Gene Ontology annotation, biological process: copper ion import. Gene Ontology annotation, molecular function: cupric reductase (NADH) activity; ferric-chelate reductase (NADPH) activity. The transcript is spliced from 2 exons. The record is from RefSeq and is a predicted model, not a curated record. Gene Ontology annotation, cellular component: endosome; plasma membrane. Lineage: Eukaryota; Metazoa; Chordata; Mammalia; Dasyuromorphia; Dasyuridae.
AUGAACUCUUCUGACAAGUAAGAGUCAGUGUGUGUAUUUGGAACAAGAGACUUUGGAAGAUCACUAGGCCAUAAGAUGUUCCAAUGUGGCUACUCUGUGGUCUUUGGAAGCCCAAAUCCUGAGCUGUCCAGUCUGCACCACAAAGAAAUUGAAGUCUUGAGCCAUGCAGAAAUUGCCCAGAGAUCUGAUAUUAUAAUUAUAGCAAUCCAUAUGGAUCAUUAUAAAUUUCUUAGAGAGUUAGCUGAGAAAUUCCAAGGAAAAAUAUUGGUAGACAUCAGCAACAACCUUAAAAUUAAUCAAUAUCCUGAAUUCAAUGCAGAAUAUCUUGCUGAAUUGGUGCCAGGAGCUAGAGUCGUGAAAGCAUUUAAUACAAUCUCAGCCUGGACUUUCCAAUCGGGCAACCUGGAUGCAAGCAGGCAGGCAUUUAUAAAAUCCAACAAGACCAAUCCUUUUCUCACAACUGAUGCCUGGCACAAUGAUUCUGCCUUAUCCCUGGACAUACUGGGAUUUUUUUUAUUUGUCUUGUUGGGAAUCACUUCCUUGACAUCAGUUAGCAACAUGGUCAACUGGAGAGAAUUUCGAUUUGUCCAGUCCAAACUUGGUUACCUGCCACUGGUCUUAUGUACAGCCUACACACUUAUGUUUGGUGGAAAGAAAUUCCUCAAACCUCCGGAACUUAUAUGGCAUCUACCUCCAACCUAUGUGAUAAGCCUCACCACCCCCUUUGUGAUGCUGGUCCUGAAGUUCAUCCUGGUGAUACCAUGUUUUGAUCAGCCCCUUACAUGGAUCCGGCAAGACUGGGAAAGAAACUCCCUCUAG